Molecule: messenger RNA, 3627 nt
Organism: Culex pipiens pallens (northern house mosquito)
Lineage: Eukaryota; Metazoa; Arthropoda; Insecta; Diptera; Culicidae
Exons: 3
Coding region: 588-3173 (861 amino acids)
Source: RefSeq, a predicted model, not a curated record
CUCCGCCUAAACUGUCAACGCGCGCGAAAGCAGAGAAGAAACAAAAACAAGUGCGUGUGUGACACACAGUGGCAACACGCAAACCGUAAAAAACUCCAUUUUACUCGGCACAAAGUGCGAUCGUGUGGAGAAGUUGUUGUUUCGGAUAUUAGGGGAAAAUAUUGUGUUGUAGCGUUUUCAGUUGAAUUUAUUGAAACAACUUGAACUAGCACACCUCUACGCUGAAGAACAACAAAGCUGCUCCGCCGCCGUACCGUCACUUAGCACAGGAUUGUACAGUGACUUUGAGCUGUAAGUGAACCUAAAAUGAAAAACAAGCAAAUAUUAAUAUAAAUUACACAACAAUGUAGGAAGUUGGACGAAGGAGAGGAAAGGAAGAGGAGUUGUAGGAGUGAAGGAAAGGAAGAGGUUAUCGUUGGAAAGGAAGACUAAUUUAGUAAGUAACACAGACACAAAACUGUAAACUAAAACUAAAUAAACUUACCUUUUGCAGUUUUGUAGCUGUCAAAAGACUGCUCACAAAAGUUGGUUUUAUUACCACCCGAACAAACUACAAAAUAAAUUAAGGGUUCGGUAUCCUCUCCACGAUGGCUGACGAUCACUUCGACUUCACCGAUGCGGAGGAAAUUAUCACCUGCAGCUACUGCGAACAGACAUACCACUCCCGCUGCGUGGACAACACGGCGGCGGACACGGAGUGGUACUGCCCGGAAGGUUGUCGGAACAAUCCCGACGAUUCAGCCGAACAAGCUCGCGAACAACCAGAUGCGGCGAUCGAAAUGGAUUGUCCUGCGGUUGGGCAAGCGGAAGAAUUCGACGCGGAACGUUGGAUCCGGGAGAAGCAGAUCGAGAUCGAGUUGGAGCUGGCGGAAAGGCAAGCGCAGAUCGAUCGCGAGCUGCGGGAGAAGGAAGACAAGAUGGCCGAAGCAAUCCGGAAGGUAAUGCGGCGGCAAGAAGCCAACUUGGAGCUUGAGCGGAAGAAUAAGGCGAACCACGAGAGGCGAAUGGCAGUAUUGCAGAGUUCGUUCGAAAGGAGGUCGUCUCUCAUCGACGAGCAGCUGGAGCUUACCAAGUAUGGCUUCGAGAAGAUCCUGCAAUGUCCUCAAGUCGUCGACUUGACGAGUGAGGAAGAGGCAGAAGACGAGAAGAAGAUCGAGCGCGACGAAAGCUCGUCGGAGACGAGUGAGGACCACGACGGAAAAGCGAAAAGUCGCGCGAAGGACGCCGGCGAGAGCGGUGCGAAGCUGAACAAGCAAGACGUCAGCAGAACUCUAUACGGGCUGGGGCAGCAAGGUUCCGGGCUUGAGAAGGCACAAUUGGCCGCGGGCGGGGGGCUUACCAGAAAGUUCCCUUGCUACCCGAACGACCCAAAACCGUUGCCAAAGUCCUACGGAGCGCAACAAGAAUCCUCAGAAGCCUGUGGAGUGUCGGACGGACAAAAUCCUGCGAAGCUUCGGUACCGACUCAAAGGUGCGGUGCAAGACACUGGACACUGUUCGCCUCAUUUGUCCCAGCCGGUCAUCGAGAAGCAACGGCAAGUGGUGGAUCAUCCGGAACCGCUGCAACGAAGCCAUCCGGCGAGUACGCGCGGACAUGAGCAUUCAGCGGCGAACGGCAAGCUUGCAACGCUCACAACGCUCGAAAGUACAGCGGAUCAACUGUACGAGCGCACGGAAGCGACGGAUGUCACGCUGGUGAAUCCGCUCGCGAUUGAAGACCCAGCUAGCGUACUUCCAAAUAAGGAGGAACGGCUCUGGGCAACGAAGAAGGCGGAAAUGAACAACUUUUCGUCGAGAAAUAAGCCGGACAAGAUAGCCGGAGCAAAUAGAAGAAGGCAGAUAGAGGACGCGAACCUCUGCUGUCGGGAGGAGGGCAGCUCCAGCCUGAGCAGGGCCAACCAAAUGCAACCAAGAGUGCGCCACGAUUGCCGGUUGCGGUUCUGUCAGGGAACGGAGGAGUUGUUCGACGACGAGCGUACGAAGAUCAUCGUGAACUGGAUGCUUGGCGAUGUGGUCGAAUGCUUGCUGGAAGUACGCGGUCAGGACGUCGCACGCCAAAAGCCUCGCACCCUUGGGGCUCGUCCCGUCACACGCACGGGUAGCACCAGCAUGCUCAAGGUUUUGCGAAUUGUUCCGCAUCACGGUGACACAGCGUUCGCGGACGAGGCAACCACUGUCGCGUUGAUUGUUGGUGCGAAAGCAGUACUAAUGGAACACGGAGCUGUACUAGAGAUGCUCGCUAGUCAGCGGACGGCUGUCACGAAUUGCGGGAGGCCAGGAAUAACGCGAAUAAAUGGGUUGGCCUUCAUGGUGAGCACAGCUGGCGGCUGCAACCGGUGGAUCAAAGCAGAAGAACUUUCGGCACAGGAUUGCAGCGUUUUGGCGGCCGACAGGGGUCAACUGGCAAAAUCAGCUACAGCGAGCCAGCACCAAGCGACGGCGAAAGAUCCGGACAAACCAAAGGAUCACAGCCCACUGCUAGAUUCGGUGGCGUGUGAUCAGCAUGGUCCGGCAGAUCCUGGGCCAAGAUCAUGGGCGAAGUCAUCCGCUGGUUGCACGAGAACCUCUGCAAGCGGAUCCAUGCACGAUAGUGGAAUCGAUGUGGAACUUCAAGUGGUCUACCGAGACUGCUUGAAAGUUAAGACGGGAAACUUGAUCGAGAUGUGGACGAAUGCACAGGACGACUUAUUUCUGGAGAAGCUGAGGCCAAGACCGUACCAAAACCACGGCACCCCUUUGCGCAACCCAGAUAUUGGACUUCUGUCCAGGAAGAAAGCAGGAGGGUGCACAGCGGAAACAGAGGUGACGCAAAAUCUCGAAGAAGUCGGAGGUAAGCCUUUAACGGUCAACACCAACGUCAUCGAGAAGCGAGUCAACGAGAAGAACCUGCAAGAGUUGGACGACAUGCAGAAGCUGACGGAUGGAAACGUCGGCAAAGCGACAAACUCAAGUUCCGUAAAUGGCGAGCAAGGCGUGGUAGGCGUCAGCAAUGAUCAAGAAGAGGUCUACAAGUUGUCGCAGGAGCAGGAAGGUGGACGAGAAGCGGCGAACACAGCGGUUUUGAAAGUUUCUGGUAAAUCCGACGCACCGGAUGGCCCGACGGAUGUUACGGGCUGGGGUGUUACGACCGCUGAGAUGGCCACACUGCCAUACGGUGUAGAGCCGGCGGUGUAAAAGGCCGACUCCAACUAAACUGUCAACGCGCGCGAAAGCAGAGAAGAAACAAAAACAAGUGCGUGUGUGACACACAGUGGCAACACGCAAACCGUAAAAAACUCCAUUUUACUCGGCACAAAGUGCGAUCGUGUGGAGAAGUUGUUGUUUCGGAUAUUAGGGGAAAAUAUUGUGUUGUAGCGUUUUCAGUUGAAUUUAUUGAAACAACUUGAACUAGCACACCUCUACGCUGAAGAACAACAAAGCUGCUCCGCCGCCGUACCGUCACUUAGCACAGGAUUGUACAGUGACUUUGAGCUGUAAGUGAACCUAAAAUGGAAAACAAGCAAAUAUUAAUAUAAAUUACACAACAAUGUAGGAAGUUGGACGAAGGAGAGGAAAGGAAGAGGAGUUGUAGGAGUAAAGGAAAGGAAGAGGUUAUCGUUGGAAAGGAAGACUAAUUUAGUAAGUAACA